AUUCGUGGAUUUUUUCAGGACAGCGAAAGGAAUGAUCGAGUCUUAAUAACACAAACCGUGAUUUAUCUACAGUUGUAUAGAAAAAUGGCAGCGCACGUGGUGUAAAGAUACACGCUGGAUCACAAAACGAGCGUGUGUCGUUCUGCUUCACAUUGUUUAUUUGUGGAAAGGACUAGGAUUUCACAAAAUGACGCAAAAUUUACUUUAUUCCUUAAAAAUGAUAUCGCGAUGCAAGUCACGAAGGUUUUUAAGGAACUUUUACCAGUCAUCUCAAAUGUCUAACGCGUCACUGGUGACAUGUACAUUGAAUAUCAAGAAAAAUAUAGAGGAACAUUGGAGAGAUCGAGUCAAUCCUAAAUUCAAUAUUACUGAGGAUAGCAAAGAUAAAUUUUAUAUUCUUUCUAUGUUUCCAUAUCCAUCUGGGGCUUUGCACAUGGGUCAUGUUCGAGUUUAUACAAUAAGCGAUACAAUAGCUAGAUUUUAUAGAUUGAAAGGUAAAAAUGUGAUUCAUCCAAUGGGUUGGGACGCUUUUGGAUUACCAGCAGAAAAUGCUGCUAUUGAGAAAGGAAUCAAUCCUAGUGUAUGGACAAAUAAUAAUAUAGAAACAAUGCGUGAUCAGUUGAGAAUGUUGAAUUAUUCUUUUGAUUGGAAUAGAGAAUUUGCUACCUGUGAUCCGGAUUAUUACAAAUGGACUCAGGAACUGUUUUUAAAGUUGUUUGAUAAAGGUUUGGCGUAUCAAAAGGAAGCCUAUGUCAAUUGGGAUCCAGUUGAUCAGACUGUACUAGCCGAGGAACAAAUAGAUGUAAAUCAGCGAUCUUGGAGAUCGGGUGCACUCGUAGAAAAGAAAUUAUUGACACAAUGGUUUAUUAGAACGACAGCUUUUGCAAAAUCACUGCUGGAGGGUUUAGAUGAUCCAACCUUGAAGGAAUGGAAAGAUAUUAUAAAAUUACAAAAGCACUGGAUAGGUGAUUGCAAUGGCAUUAGUAUCGAUUUUAAAUUAGUGUCUGAAAUUCCAGAGUUCCCGGGAACAUUAAAUAUAUGGACUGACUUGCCAGAAUUUAUAGAGUACGCAAAGUUUGUUGCUAUAUCACCUGAAAGUAUAUUACAUCGUAAAGAGCAUACGUAUGAAAUAGAUGUUGGAAUAAAAAAUUUAAACGCGAAAAUAAUAAAUCCAUUUUCCGGUGAAGAAUUGCCGAUAUUUGUCACCGACAAAGUGAUUUAUCCGCCAUGGAGAGACACCCGCUUGGGCAUACCUUCAGCAUCGAUGGAUGAUCUAAAGUUCUCGGAGUUGGUUGGAAUACCGUUUACUCGACAUUCGAUACGUAGCUAUGAACAACAACAGCAAAGGAUAUCUGAAGUAUUCCAUAAGGCUAGAGAAUUGCAAAUAGGUGGAUAUCCAGUAAGCUCAAAAUUGCGAGAUUGGCUAAUCUCUAGACAGAGGUAUUGGGGUACACCUAUACCUGUUAUACAUUGUGCAAAUUGUGGCGUACAGCCUGUACCUCAUGAUCAACUUCCUGUGAUAUUGCCAGAGACACACUCGGGCUCGAAUAAAAGACUCUCGAUCCAUGAGAUGAAGGAUUGGUUGCAGACAGAAUGUCCUAAGUGUGGAGAAAAAGCGACUAGAGAAGCUGAUACAAUGGAUACGUUUGUAGAUAGCAGCUGGUAUUUUCUAAGAUUUAUAGAUCCAGAUAAUACGAAAGAGAUGUUUUCGGUGGAAAAAGUUAAGAAAAUCUUUCCCGUGGAUCUUUACAUAGGCGGAAAAGAACAUGCCGUACUUCAUUUAUACUUUGCCCGGUUUAUAAGCCAUUUCCUGCACUCGGAAGGACUUUUACCAUGUCGGGAACCAUUUAGACAACUUCUUGUACAAGGAGUAGUAAUGGGUAAAACGUAUCAAGUGAUAAGUACUGGCAAAUAUAUAACAGAGGAUGAGGUGGUGAUGAAAGAGGACCAAUACAAGACAAAGUCUGGAGAACUUGUCUCUAUGCACUGGGAAAAAAUGUCAAAAUCAAAACACAAUGGAGUCGAUCCUCUUAAUUUGUUGAAGAAAUAUGGAAUAGAUACAACAAGGUUAUUAAUAUUAGCCGAUGUUGCACCAACGUCUACUAGAAAUUGGUCAGAAGACACUAUUACAGGUAUACUGAAUUGGCAAAAUCGUCUUUGGGACACUGUACAACAAUUUACAGCUGAACGCGAUAAAAUGACUCUGAAGGAAAUUGAAGACAAACUUACUGAUUCCACAUUCAUCAAACAAGACGCAUAUAUGUUCGAUAGUCGAAAUUAUUUUCUCCAAAAAGUGACAUUUAAUAUCGUAGACUCACAGCAACUUAGUAUAGCAAUAUCUCGAAUGCAAGGUCUUACAAAUAGUCUGCGAAAAGUUAACAUAGAGUGCAUGAGAAAAAGCCGCGAAUACGAAAGAGCAUUAGCCGUUCAAAUUAUAAUGCUCGCUCCAUUCGCUCCACAUUUCGCAUCUGAAUUAUGGACCAUUUUUCGUUCUGCGAAAUAUCAUCUUAUAGAUAAUAGAGAUGUAGACUUAGAUAAAGAUCUGUUUGAUCAGAAAUGGCCAGAAAUUGACAUGGAUUAUAAUCUUACAAUGAAUGUUUACGUGAAUAAAAGACAAUUUCUCAAAAUAAAGAUUCCUCGAAGUAACCUCAACGAUAUGACGGCAGAUACGGCGAUGGAAUAUGUAAAUCUUGAUCCUUAUUAUCAAAAGUACUCGUACAAUAAAAAUAUUGUUGAAAUCAAUUUUCAAUCAAAGAAAGACUGUAAUGCAUCGUUAUACAUAACGAUGGAGAAACAGAAAGAAGAUUAGAUAAAACACCAGCAUUAUGGUAUUUUGAUGUGUAUAUGUAUAUAUAUAUAUAUAUAUAUAUAUGU
Molecule: messenger RNA, 2874 nt
Organism: Pogonomyrmex barbatus (red harvester ant)
Lineage: Eukaryota; Metazoa; Arthropoda; Insecta; Hymenoptera; Formicidae
Gene: LeuRS-m
Product: Leucyl-tRNA synthetase, mitochondrial
Biological process (GO): mitochondrial translation; leucyl-tRNA aminoacylation
Cellular component (GO): mitochondrion
Molecular function (GO): ATP binding; leucine-tRNA ligase activity; aminoacyl-tRNA deacylase activity
Source: RefSeq, a predicted model, not a curated record